AUGUCCAAUGAUUCUGUUUCAACUAUUGAAAAUACUAACUUAAAAAUUGACGAAGAUGAUAAAAAUGAGAAAUUGAAAAAAAGACGUGAACAGUUGGAAGCUUGGAGAUUGAAAAAGCAACAAGUUGAACCUCCAUUAGAACAAAAGCCAUCAAUGAAAAUCAACGAUACGAUUGAAGAUGAAACUCAAAGGAAAAGAAGAGAAAAAUUACAAGCAUGGAGGAAAAAGAAGCAGCAAGAACAACAACUACCAAAAGAUAUAUCUUCAUCAAAAAUACAACAAAAUACAAUAAUUAGUCAUCAACUUUCAAAAGAUAAAACCGCAAUACCAAUUUCUAAAAAAGCAUCAACUGUUAAACCACUUCUACGAAAAAGAAUAGAAUUUGAAGGAGAAGAAGAUCAUUCAAAUUUGAGAAAGAAACCAAAAUUUGAAAUACCUAAAACUGAGAACAAUGUAUUAAUAGAAGAUACUUCAGAAACUGUGGAUGAAUUGGAUGUUUUCAUAAAUCAAUUAAAUAAUAACAACAACUCAAAACCAACAUUAAUUGAAAAAGAAGAAGUACAAAUUUAUUCAGAUACAGAAGAGGAUGAAAAAGAAGAAGAUUUACAAAAUAGAAUAGAUUCAAAAUUAGCUAAAUUGGGAAAUACCAAAACACUAAAAGAAAUAGAUCAGUCUAAAAUCAAUUAUAAACCAUUUGAAAAAAAUUUUUAUCAAGUCCCAUUUGAAAUGUCAUUAAUGUCACAUGAAGAAAUAGAACUUUUAAGAUUGGAACUAGAUAACAUAAGAGUUAAAGGUGAUAAUAUUCCUAUUCCUUUUACAAAAUGGUCUCAACUAAUACUACCUUCAAAUAUGAUAAAUGUUAUAAAUGAGUUAAAUUUUGCAAAACCAUCACCAAUUCAAUCUCAAUCCAUUCCUAUUGCAUUAUCAGGACGUGAUCUAAUUGCAGUUGCAAAAACAGGUUCUGGUAAAACUUUAUCUUAUGUACUUCCAUUGAUGAGACAUAUCAAUGCUGCUAAUACUGGUCCAAGUGCAUUAAUUUUAUGUCCAACAAGAGAAUUAGCAUUACAAAUUGAACAAGAAGUCUUAAAUUUUUCCAAAAAAAUGGAUAAAAAAAUUGUUUGUUGUUAUGGUGGUUCUAAAAUUGAAAAUCAAAUUAGUGAAUUGAAAAGAGGAGUUGAUAUUAUUGUAGCCACUCCUGGUAGAAUGAUUGAUUUAUUAGCAGCAAACAAUGGAAGAGUUUUAUCUUUACAAAAUACAACUUUCGUUGUAUUGGAUGAGGCAGAUAGAAUGUUUGAUUUAGGUUUUGAACCACAAAUAAAUAAAAUCUUAUCUCAAAUUAGACCUGAUAGACAAACAGUAUUGUUUUCAGCUACUUUUCCUAAAAAAUUAGAGGCAUUGGCUAAACAUAUACUAAAAGAUCCAAUCGAGGUAGUUGUUGGUGGUAUUGGUGUUGUUGCUAAAGAAAUAGAUCAAAAAAUUGUAUUGUUUAAUGAUGGUGAAGAUGAAAGAAAUUCAAAAUUAUAUGACAUGUUAUCCGCCAUUAAUGAGAAUGAUAAAGUUUUAGUGUUUGUUGAAAAACAAUCAGAUGUUGAUAAAAUGAUUUCAAAUCUUUUACUUCACAAAAUUCCAUGUGUUUCAAUACAUGGUGGUAAAGAUCAAUUGGAUAGAAAAUAUGCUAUAAAAGAAUUUUCAUCACCAAAUAGUGGAGUAAAUAUAUUAAUUGCAACUUCAAUUGCUGCAAGAGGAUUAGAUGUUAAAAACUUAUCUUUGGUAGUAAAUUUUGAUCCACCAAGUCAUUUAGAGGAUUACGUACAUCGUGUUGGUAGAACUGGUAGAGCAGGUGCAAAAGGUGAAGCAAUUACGUUUGUAUUUAGACUGCAAGAAAAAGAAAUCAAUAUUUUGGUGAAAGCUUUAAAAUCUAGUUCAAAAGAUAUACCUCCAGAAUUAUUAAAAAUAUCUGAAAAAUUUUCGAAUAAAGUUAAAUCUGGUGAUGUUAAAACAAAUUCUGGAUUUGGUGGUAAAGGUUUAGAUAAUUUACAAGAUGUUAGAGAUAAAAAGUUAAAAAUGGAAAAGAAAAUGUACGGUGAAACAAUUGAAGAAGAAAAAGAAGAAGUUUCAGCCAAACAACAAUCACCAUCACCAAUUGGAUUUGUAUUACCUACAUUUGAAAUAAUUAAAGGAAAUUCACCAGAAACUUCAGGUCCAGAUAAAUGUAAAUUUCAUAGUAGAAUUACAAUCAAUGAUUUACCGCAAUCAGUUCGAUGGAAAAUAGUUCAAAGAGAAAGUUUAACAAGGAUUAUAGAUGAAAGUAGAACUUCAAUCACAACUAGAGGUAAAUUUUAUCAAUCUGGACAACAACCAAAACCCAAUGAAGAACCUAAAUUAUAUUUACUAGUUGAAGGAUUAACAGAACAAUCAGUUGAAGAAGCAAAUACAAUUAUUAAACAAUUAAUGAUAGAAGGUAUUGAAUCACUUAGUAGUAAUAAUAUUAAUAAAAAUGGUACAACUGGUAAAUAUUCUGUUAUAUAA
Lodderomyces jiufengensis is the source of this 2529-nucleotide messenger RNA. RefSeq names its product DEAD-box RNA helicase (gene PRP5). Bases 1 to 2529 code for a protein of 842 amino acids. The record is from RefSeq and is a predicted model, not a curated record. Gene Ontology annotation, cellular component: nucleus. Gene Ontology annotation, biological process: mRNA splicing, via spliceosome. Gene Ontology annotation, molecular function: ATP binding; nucleic acid binding; RNA helicase activity. The transcript has a single exon. NCBI's taxonomy places the organism in Eukaryota, Fungi, Ascomycota, Pichiomycetes, Serinales, Debaryomycetaceae.